Schistocerca gregaria is the source of this 6842-nucleotide messenger RNA. RefSeq names its product serine/threonine-protein kinase Pak (gene Pak3). The coding region runs from base 338 to 1870 and encodes 510 amino acids. Gene Ontology annotation, biological process: regulation of MAPK cascade; regulation of axonogenesis; intracellular signal transduction. The record is from RefSeq and is a predicted model, not a curated record. NCBI's taxonomy places the organism in Eukaryota, Metazoa, Arthropoda, Insecta, Orthoptera, Acrididae. Gene Ontology annotation, cellular component: cytoplasm. Gene Ontology annotation, molecular function: ATP binding; protein serine/threonine kinase activity. The transcript is spliced from 11 exons.
AAUACUUCCAUUUCUAAGACUUGCGAUAUGUACUUGUUGACAUUCACACAUUGGAAAGCCACCUGUUGUUCGUUUGAAGUGAAUUAUAUCUUUUGAGUCUAUGAACUUUGAUUAUUGGUAUUGUGUGGAGUUAUGUGGGAGUGGUCGUGAUUGUGGUUUGUGAUAUUUACAUCGAGUAAGUGAAAAAUUUUAAUGGCGUACUGCAUCUCAGGAUUUAAAAGUUUAAUAUCUUAAGUUCAGUGGCGAAGUGACUCGUUUCGGAUGUGUUAAGUUUACUGGUGCGAUAAGCUGCCUACUAGAUGCUGAUGAACUACCAGUGAUAUCUCUUUUUUGAAAAAUGAGCCUCAAUUUCUCAAAGCUUUUUUCUUCAAAGAAACGUCAGGACAUUCAACAAGUGCCAUCACAGAUAGGAUUACCAACAAAUGUGAAGCAUGAUUAUCAUGUGACACGUAAUGCACAUACUGGAGAAUUAGAGGGUUUACCAGAGUCUUGGAUUAGGCUUCUGAAUGCACAGAUAACCAAAGAAGAACAAGAUGUUAAUCCCAGAGCUGCAGUACAGGCACUAAAAUACUACAAUUAUUCAAUAAAAAAGAAGCCAACAGAACCAUUCAAACCACUUAUCACAGCAGAGCAGAUAGAAGAGGAAUCGGCAGAAAUAGAAAAUAUCUUAGGGCCUAAAGUGUUAGCAGGAAGAAAUAUCCCCACAUGGGGUGAAGAUGGGUCCCCUCAAGUGAAACAAAAGCUAGCACCUCCAGUUCCACCAGCAAAACCUUCGGGAUACAAAGCAGGAGGAAAAGUGAACCAGGAAGCACUGGUUAACCAUGUACAACAAGCAUUAGAUGAAGCUCUAAAUUUGGCAGUUGUUGGAGAUACUACAGGCCUGAAAAAGCAUCAGGAAGAGGAAACAUGUGGCAGUCCAUUGCUGAGGAAAAAAGAACGAAGCACAGAGAAGUUGACAGAUGACCAAAUAUAUGAAGAAUUGAGAAGACUAUGUCACCCUGGUGAUCCAUGUAGAAGAUUUGAUCGAAGCAAGGAACUAGGAGCAGGUGCUUCUGGUACUGUUUUCAUUGCCUACGAUACAGAAACAAAGAAGAAAAUUGCAGUCAAAGACAUUGAUUUAUCUAAACAACCCAGAAAAGAACUUAUUCUGAAUGAAAUCAAAGUUAUGAAAGAGUUUAAUCAUGAAAAUCUCGUUAAUUUUCUAGAUGCAUAUCUUGUUAGGAAUGAUCAUUUGUGGGUGAUCAUGGAGUUACUUGAUGGUGGUCCUCUUACUGAUGUAGUAACAGAGACUGUUAUGAAAGAAGGUCAGAUAGCAGCCGUUUGCAGGGAAGUUCUUAAGGCUGUAAGCUUUCUUCAUGGGAAGGGCAUCAUCCAUCGAGAUAUUAAAUCUGACAACGUUCUUCUAGGAAUGAAUGGUGCAGUAAAAGUCACAGAUUUUGGUUUCUGUGCCAACAUUGUUGGAGAUGAAAAGAGACAAACAUUGGUUGGUACACCAUACUGGAUGGCACCAGAAGUUGUGACAAGAAAGCAGUAUGGUAAGAAAGUUGAUAUAUGGUCCCUUGGUAUUAUGGCUAUUGAAAUGAUUGAAGGAGAGCCACCCUAUUUAAAAGAAACCCCACUUAGAGCAUUGUAUCUGAUAGCAGCGAAUGGAAGGCCAGCUAUACCUCGUUGGGAGAAAUUAUCUCCAGAAUUCAAGGAUUUCUUAGACUGCUGCCUACAAGUAGACGUUGACAAACGUGCCACAGCUGAUGAGCUUCUGAGACAUCCAUUCUUGAGAAACUGCAUGGAACUUACUACAUUAACUCCUCUGAUAAAGGCUGCACAGAAAAUACUAGGAAAAGGCGCAGGCAUUGACUUACUGCACAAAUGAAGAAUGUCCAAUUCCUGGUAUUACAUUCGUCCUCUGCUCAAUGUAAGAUAAACUGCAAUAAUACAAUAAACAGAUCCUUUCAACUGAAUGUUAUCACAAAGUACAACUGUUUUAACCUGAUGUUUGGUAACAGGUGACAUUAUCAUUUAAUGUUGAGAUUUUUUUAAAUCCAGCUUGAAAUGACUUUUAUGUUAACUGAUGUUUUAUUGUUCAUGUAAAUUUCUACAAUUAAUCACAGUUUGUAACAGUAGUGCAUAAGUAUAAUAUAGGACAUCAUUGCUUUCAGUUCAUUGACUGAAUAAACAGACAGUGGAGUAAGGGAAGAAUUUCUCCACACUAUUGUGUGUUUUUUUGUCUUAAAAAAGUGAUGAAUUGAGAAUCAGUAUCAGUUAGUCACAACUGAAAAUAGAUUGAAGUUGUAAUGGGAUAACUGAAUUUGUGACUGUUCUUAUAUAUCUUUAUUCAUAGCGUUAUAACAGAAACUGGAACAAGUAAUGUAUUUUAGAACUUUCCCCAGUCACCAUGUUUUAACAUCCAUUACAUUCAGUGAGAAAGUUGCGCUUCAGUAUUUUGUAUUUUGUGUAAGCCAUUUCAACAUAACUGGCUCAGUAUGUUGUAUAUCUUAAACUUGACUUGUUUUUUAUAUAUGUAUUUAUAGCUGAAAGAUCUCUUGUUUAGAUGAGAAAGAGCAUCUGAAAUGAGAUUGAUAACCAUCAUUACCUUCAAUUCAUGUAACUGCUAUGGACCAGAAUUAAUUUUAACUUAAUUGUAGAUAUUGAUUGGUAUCCGUUUGAACCUCAGUGGUAUUGUCAGCAUCUUUGACUGAUGAGAUCCUUGCCCUGUCAUAACAGCCAACUAUUCAUAGGAGGAAACAACAUAUCAAAUCAAUAAAUACAUCAUGAGGAUAAACUUUUACAAACUUCAACUGUUACUGAGCACAGCCAUAUGCUAGUUUUCUUCACUAGGCGUCAAGAGCAUACGACUUAAAACGAUGACUGAAAUUAGUGCUCAAACUAUUCACUGUUAACAUUCUCACUGUAUGCUUUUAGUAAGAAACUAUUUAAUUACAAUACUGAUUUGAAAAAAUUAAAAUUACACUUUAAUUAUUUGAUGUAUGUUAUAAUUCACUGUUCUACUGUAAGAGAGACUGUAGUGUAUCUUAAAUUAUUGGUAAAGCUUUUGGAACAACACAAUGUAAUAAAAUUGUGGCAUUGAGUAGUGUCUUGCUGUGACAUUGCAUUACAGUGUGCAAAUUUUUAUGCAUGUAACAAAUAUAAGAAGUCUUAUUUUUCUAUAUUAUUUCUAGUUAGGAAUAAAUAUUGAAACAUGUGUAAUGUAUUAAAACUUAACUCGAAGUCAGUCAUGUUUCUAAUUCAGUUAACUUAUCAUGAUUUGAAGUAUUUGAAAUUUUAUGUGACAAAGUGCAUUGCAGGAUGAUGAAAUAAUACAGAUUCUCAGUCAUGUUAAAAUGAAAUGGUAACUGAUUAAUAAUUUACAGCAGCCAGACUAAACAUUUGUGAGAAUUUUAACUGUUGCACUGAGUCUAUUUUAACCACAAUAUAUGGCAACAAAAUUUCUUGUAAUUCUUCCUGUUGAGUGUGUUGCCUGGAAGGGAGUUAUGGUGGUUCAGAAUUUGUAUUCUGGUGCUCCUUCCCAUUGUGCUCCCGGUAUUGGAUUAUGCUGGUAAAACGGCAAGUGGAUGUCCUGCGCUGUCUGUGCAUUGGACAAUCUUUCCACGACGUCACGCAGAUUCGAUAACGCAAUCUGCUCAGUAAGCGGAGCGAAACAAGGCACGCGUCCAACUUCUGGUUUUUGACAUAGGGCAGGGACAAUGACUUCUUUUCCAUCAACUACAUAUCCCAGCGCAUCAAGAAAGAAUUUUAUCAUUGCUGGGUAUGCCACAACCGUAUUUGCUGCAUUACGGUAUUCAUAGUCAAGAAGGAAGCGAUACGCUUCUGCAGGGUACUGGUUUGGAGCUGGAGAGACUCUUACAACUUCUUCCAUCUUCCUUUCAAAUAAUAGUAGAUUUACACGACAAAAUGAAUGUAUAUUACAAUAAUGUGCAUUGCGAAACAUAGAGCACUGCCUGUAGAUUGGUGCUGCGCAAAAUCCCAAUUGCCUUGUAGUCACUGGCAUGGUUACUGCUGUCAAAGUUUCGCCUGAUUCUAUUUUGUUCAGAGCUUCUGAAAGCUCACUCAAUCCAACUCCGAUUUUGUCAGUCUAGGCAUCUGACUGUGUCUUCAUUGUUUCGGCAUCUUUCUUCUUUCUGUAUGUUUCUGACCUAUUCUGAUUCCUUCCUUGGCGACUGUUGUUCUUGCCACCACUGUAGGAUUGUUGUGCUGGUCGGGGUUCUCUGAGCUGAUGCCAGUCCCACGCUCCUUCAUACUGUCCCUCGUGAUCGCGUCUGGCCACCUCACGCACUUUAGCACGGCUGCGUGAACCAUAACCACUCGCCAUGGUAGUAAUACUAUCAGAUGGAAUCCUCUAUCCGCCAGCCGGAAUAUCCAGAGCUUUUCAUUCUCUUUGGCACUCCUUGAGUCAACUAUUAUGAUGGUACUUUUGUCUUGUUCUCACAGAUUUGUACUUGAUAUUCAAUAACAAAGAAACCAUAGCUUCAUUUUAGUAUUUAUAAGUAUUUUUCAAAUAGUAAAGUUGUUUUGAUAAGCUAGUGAAGGGCAAGUGUUUCAUGAGGAUUUGUGUUUAUUUGCAACAAACUCCAUUGAGUAAACACUUACAAUUUCAGUAUAGAGUAUUGCAGUGCUGUACUUAAAAUAUAUUUUAAAUAUAUUCCAUAUGAUGGGACCAAUAUUAUUAUAAAUUAAACUGUAAAUAUAGAUGAAAUCUCAUCCCCCCCCCCCCCUCCUCCAAAUACUUUUUUAAACUAUGGCAUGGCUGUGAUUUUAAACCUAGAAAAAAAAUGUACAUCAGUUUAAGACUGCUUGGUAGGGCUCAAAUCGAAAUUGCUGUGCACUAAAAAUAAAUCACUAAAACAUAUAUAGAUUAUGUGCAGAUUGACAAUGAGAGAUUGCUUCUUUUGGUCAUCAGGUUUGCAAUUAGCUCAUUAAAUACAAAAAGAACGAACACCACUGGAAAAGCUGAGGCAGUUUAAAAAUUUGUUAGCAGAGCUAGUUUGUUACAUUCCGAUUAAAAUAACUUUGUGACUGCUGUUUCAAUGAGUUGAGCAUUUGGGCCAGCUAUCAGCCAAUCACACAUUUUUCUUGGGCUCUUCAUGCUCACUGUGUUGCUUGUUUAAUAAGUAAGUGCAGAAACUAGCCAGCACAGCUGGUUUCGUGGGGAGGUAUGGGAACAGUACGGGGCAUGCGCAAUACAAGCUAGCUACACUGCUUCCCACUAUUGACGUGUUAGUCACAAAGUUAUUUUAUUUGAAUUAUAAGAACUUAAUUUUUGAAUUCAGUAAUGGUCUUAACGACUGCCAGAUAGAAAUAGUUAACGUGUUAAUCAUCCUGCAUGUGCCCUUGUGGACAGUUGUCGUACAACUGUAGGUAAUCCCUGGUAUAAGUCCCAUUUUCCAUGUGUCAUGCAUAUUUCACAAAUGCAAGAGGAAAAAUGCAUUGAUGUAAGUCUUAACCAAUUCAGAGACAAGUGACUUGUCUAAUCUCAGUGCAAAAUUGUUAUAGAUUGAUCAGGAAAUAGUUUGUACAAGAAAAGGGUGAAUAGCGUAGGUGGAUGUUGCAUACAUUUAUGUUAAAAAUGUGUUUUAUAUUACCAGCAGAAAGUGACUAAGAAGACACUGAUCAGGUGUAGCAGUAACUUGUGGAGGGUCAAUUUAAAUUCCUACCUGUAAUUGAAGGGAAAAAGACUCCUGUGUCACUUCUGUUGCCAUUUCCUUUAUUUUCUACUUUUUGUCUCAGUAUGUUCCCAUAUUAGCAUUUAUUACUCUAUCAGCCAGAAAGGUUUAGCUUUCUGUCAGCCCAGUCCACUGCUGUACUUUGCUGAUAACAAGACUGAUACAGUUGCAGAGUAAAGUUUUCACCAUUCCUACUAUAAAUGUGAGUAGAUAAUGACUCGCCAAUAAUUGAAGCUUUUAUCCAUGUCCCCAGGCUGUCAUGUCUCCUUCAAAUAGAUUCUUGUCCUGAAUUGUUAAAAAUGCUUUUAUUCUGUCAUGUACCUGUUUUUUUUUUUUCUAGAUGCCAGAAAUAUGAAACUCCCUGCUCUGUUAGAGAUUUCAAACUUCAAAAAUUUACAUCUUAUUUUAUGCUACUUAUUGUACUUUAAAAAGAAAACUAGAGACUGCAAAUGAAAUGAAAUUUUUGAAGGCUUUAUUACUUUUAUACAGGUAUUUUGUGCUUUUUAAGUAAGAGUAAUACAAACAUUGUGUGGAUAAAAUUACUAGAAAUUAGAUUUUUGAGUGCUAAUUGCUGUUGACAGGUGGUUCUUAUGGAAGUUAAUAUUAUGAAAUUAUGUUUGGUUUCUGUUAAUUCUGAAAGUGGAAUUUGUUUCAGAUUGAAUCAUUAUUGUUCAGUAAAUUAAUUUUGGCAGUGAACCUUUGAGCUGUAUGUAGGGAUGCAUCGUUACUUAACAUUGUGAAUCAUUGUUACUGUUUAUUGAUUCUCACUGCCCUUUACUGAUCAUUAACUGACUAUUGCAAUGCAGCAGUUAGCAUUUUUAUGAUAAGUCUUGAAUUGCCAUUUCUUACAAGAAGUUGUUCUACUCUACUGUACUUUCAUCAGCCUACAGAAUGUAACACUACUGUGCAGAUUGUAGACAGAUUUAAAGUAAAUGGACAAAUGUUUAUUAUUUGGGCAUUAAUUACGCAUCACAUGUAGUGCUUUUGAGUAUCGUGUGUCUGCUUUGUUCUGAAGGUUUGCUCAAAUAUUUUGUUGUAUUAAGUUGUUGUUAUGUAAAUAAAAUGAAAUGACCUGGACCAAAAAUAAAAUGAAAUGACUACUUUUUUUUUACCUUCUGAUACUGUCUGUGUGUAUCAUAAUGUGAAAUAUAUGUAUGAUGUAUA